AAUUCAGGUGAAAAUUGCAACUUUUUUCAAAGUUCAUAUACAAACCCUAAGAUUUUUUUUUGCUAAAUCAAACUAGCUAAUUCGGUUGGAGCCUUGGAGGGGUAUAUAAUUUGAAGUUUCAUUUUGUUUGGAUUUGAAAAUGUAAAAUGGAACACAACAAAAUUCGAACCGGGUACCCAAAAAACCGAACCGAAUUUAAUUUUCGAUUUGGUUGUAAGAAGUUAAGGGGAGUGACCAAAGAGAGCUUUAACAGAAAAUCCAGCAAAUGGCAACAAGUCGGAGCCCCGAGAUCCGGAAAGACGCCGUUCACAACCGCUGGGUGAUAUUCUCUCCGGCUAGAGCCCGCCGCCCCUCCGAUUUCAAGUCCAAGACCGACGCCGCUUCAGACGCCAAUCCCCACACCGCCUGCCCUUUCUGCGCCGGUCACGAGCACGAGUGCGCGCCGGAGAUUUUCCGUUUCCCUCCGGAAUCCACCCUCGACUGGAAGGUUCGGGUGAUCCAGAACCUCUACCCUGCUCUCUCCCGCGAUUUGGAUCCCCCCGAUGUCCAGUGCGGCGGCGCUCAGCUUGCGGUCGCCGGAUUCGGGUUUCACGACGUGGUGAUCGAGUCCCCGGCUCACCCGAUUCACCUCAAUCAUCUCUCCCCGCCUCAGAUUGCUGAUGUUUUGCUCGCCUAUAAGAAGCGGAUCGAUCAGCUUCGCGGCUUUGAUUCCAUUAAAUACGUCCAGGUCUUCAAGAAUCACGGCGCCACAGCGGGGGCGUCAAUGAGCCACUCACACAGUCAAAUCUUAGCACUCCCUAUCAUUCCACCCGCUGCUUCUGCAAGGAUUCAAUCCAUGAAGGAACAUUUCGAGCAAACGGGAGAAUGUGCCAUUUGCCAAGUUAAACAGCAAGAUUUGCUAAUCCAUGAGUCCAACCAUUUCAAAUCGAUUGUGCCUUUCGCUGCAACGUUUCCUUUCGAGAUAUGGAUCAUUCCUCGUCGUCACUCUUCUCAUUUUCACGAUCUUGAUCGUGAAAUGGCAGAUGAUCUUGGUGGUGUGUUGAAGCUUAUGCUGGUGAAGAUGUGUGUGCAGUUGCAAAACCCGCCGUAUAAUAUGAUGGUUCAUAGCGCUCCUCUCGGAGCUGAGUCGACACAACUACCAUUCUCUCAUUGGUUUAUACAGAUAGUUCCUCAACUAACGGUGGUGGGAGGAUUCGAGCUCGGAACCGGAUGCUACAUCAAUCCUGUUCUGCCGGAGGAUGCUGCAAAAGUAUUGAGGGAAGUAAGUGUUCAAGAUUAGUGUAUAUAAAUUUCAUUCUUGAUCUUGAUGCAUUUCAUUGCUUGGAUAUUAUACCUUAUAAUCUAAAUAAACAUAUGGAAAUGUAGACUUCCUUCAAUUUGUGAUUAUAAUACCAGUAACAUGAACUAACAUUGAUGUAAAGUAGAAGUAUGAGAACUUUGUUUUGCUCGACUGAAAAAUGAAAUAUUUAUGGAUUUGAAAUU
Salvia miltiorrhiza (redroot sage) is the source of this 1482-nucleotide messenger RNA. RefSeq names its product ADP-glucose phosphorylase. Gene Ontology annotation, molecular function: zinc ion binding; UDP-glucose:hexose-1-phosphate uridylyltransferase activity. Bases 266 to 1279 code for a protein of 337 amino acids. Lineage: Eukaryota; Viridiplantae; Streptophyta; Magnoliopsida; Lamiales; Lamiaceae. Gene Ontology annotation, biological process: beta-D-galactose catabolic process via UDP-galactose, Leloir pathway. The record is from RefSeq and is a predicted model, not a curated record. The transcript has 3 exons.